This is a messenger RNA of Nerophis lumbriciformis (worm pipefish), 1086 nucleotides long. The record is from RefSeq and is a predicted model, not a curated record. Lineage: Eukaryota; Metazoa; Chordata; Actinopteri; Syngnathiformes; Syngnathidae.
UCAAACAAGAUGUCGACGCCGCUUUCGAAGCCCCAAAUCAUCGCGCACGUCCAAAAGAGUUUGAACUACACGAUAUUUGACUGCAAAUGGAUCCCGUGCAGUUCCAAAUUCGUGUGUCUCGGCAACUUUCCGAGGGGAACCGGAGUGAUGCAAAUCUACGAAAUGCAGCACGGAGAGGCUCAACUUAUCAAAGAGGUGGAGAAAGCCAAGCCCAUAAAGUGUGGUACAUUUGGGGCCUCAUCUCUUUGCCAAAGACACCUAGCAACGGGGGACUUUGACGGGCGUCUAAACAUUUGGAACCUGGAGGAGACCGACUUGCCAGUGUACUCGGUCAAGGCCCACAAAGAGAUCGUCAACUGCAUAGACGCCGUCGGCGGUCUCGGCAUCGGCGACGGUGCGCCCGAGAUCGUCACCGGAAGCCGAGACGGUACAGUGAAAGUGUGGGAUCCUCGGCAGCGAGACUCGCCCGUAGCCAAUAUGCAGCCGGUAGAAGGAGACGCCAAGAGGGACUGCUGGACGGUUGCCUUUGGCCACGCCUUCAACGAUCAGGACCGCUGCGUGUGCGCCGGAUACGAUAAUGGCGACAUCAAACUGUUUGACCUGCGCAACAUGUCUCUGCGCUGGGAGACCAAUAUCAAGAACGGGGUGUGCAGCGUGGAGUUCGACAGAAAGGACAUCAACAUGAACAAGAUGGUGGCCACCUCGCUGGAGGGGAAGUUCCACGUGUUUGACAUGCGCACUCAGCACCCCACUAAGGGUUUCGCCUCUGUCUCUGAAAAGGCUCACAAAUCGACCAUCUGGCAGGUGAGACAUUUACCUCAGAACCGCGAGAUCUUUCUGACGGCCGGCGGCUCGGGCAGCAUUCAUCUGUGGAAAUACGAAUACCCGGCCCAGCGCAGUAGGAAAGACCCGGACGGCAACAGCGUCGGCGUGGCGGGCUCGGUCAGCCUUCUGCAGAACGUCACGCUGUCCACGCAGCCCGUGGCCAGCCUGGACUGGAGCCCCGACAAGCAGGGCCUUUGCGUGUGCGCUUCCUUUGACCAGACGGUGCGGGUGCUCAUUGUCACCAAACUCAACACGGUGUGA